AUGUCCGCCACCGCCGAGACCGUCGAGCUGGGACCACCCCAUCCGCCCAAGGAGGAAUCCCUCAAAGUCUUCAGCGAGAUCGAGCACGAGCUCAAGAAGACGCUUCUGCACAUGAAGCACACAUACCAAAAGCACGAACCCGAAUACUUCGCCCCCGUCCAACCCCUCAGCGACGCGGCCCUAACCGCCUUCUCCUCGGCGGACCUAACCUCCGUGCGCGUCGGCGCCUCCGCCUACGGGCUGCACCUGUUCGGCAAGCUGCGCCUGCCGGCGAUGCCCGACUCGGGGCCCGCGUACGUCCACUUCCGCGCGUUCGUAGGCGGCAACGGCGACGGUCACCACGCGCCGGGCGUCGCCACGCUGCACAGCAUACACACCGAGGAUCGCGAGGAGCCCGACGGCGGCGGCGGCCACACGUACCGCGCCGUUUUUACCAAGGACGAUCCGCUCGAGUGGUUCGAUACUUGA
This is a messenger RNA of Daldinia caldariorum, 468 nucleotides long. RefSeq lists its product as uncharacterized. The transcript has 3 exons. The record is from RefSeq and is a predicted model, not a curated record. NCBI's taxonomy places the organism in Eukaryota, Fungi, Ascomycota, Sordariomycetes, Xylariales, Hypoxylaceae. The coding region runs from base 1 to 468 and encodes 155 amino acids.